This is a messenger RNA of Humulus lupulus (European hop), 603 nucleotides long. RefSeq lists its product as uncharacterized. The record is from RefSeq and is a predicted model, not a curated record. Lineage: Eukaryota; Viridiplantae; Streptophyta; Magnoliopsida; Rosales; Cannabaceae. The transcript is spliced from 2 exons. Bases 1 to 603 code for a protein of 200 amino acids.
AUGGGCGAUCUUAGGCCAAUGCCUUUAUUUAAUGUCCUAUACAAAGUGGCCUAUAACGUUUUUGCUAAUAGACUGAAAGGUGUUUUGAAUGAUGUAAUCUCAGAUUCUCAAAGUGGGUUUAUCCGUGGCUGGUUGAUUACUGAUAAUGUCAUGGUUUCUUUUGAGAUUUUACAUUAUUUGAAAAGGAAAACAAAAGGCAGGAAUGGUUACAUGACUCUAAAGCUUGACAUGAGCAAAGGGUAUGAUAGGGUAGAUUGGCCUUUUCUUUGUGCUAGUCUUGCUGCAAUGGGCUUUGGAGACCAUUGGAUUAGGCUUGUUGACUGUUUCUUUCGAACAGUGAGGUAUAAAAUAUGGUGUGGUGGGAAGGAGGUAGGGCCAAUUGUGUCUGGAAUAGGGAUUAGACAAGCUUCAGAGAGGGAAGCAAGCUAUGUUAUGGAUUUGCUUGAGAAGUUUGAAGGAGCUUCUGGUCAGAAAGUUAAUUCUGCUAUGUCUUAUGUGUUCUUUAGUCCAAAUUAUCUUGAGUCUACAAAGAUUAGUAUUUGUAAAAUGAUGGGAAUCCAGAAAGUUGGGAGAAUAGUAAGUAUUUGGGAUUACCAAGUAUGA